This is a messenger RNA of Saxophila tyrrhenica, 1242 nucleotides long. RefSeq names its product IMP 5'-nucleotidase (gene ISN1). The record is from RefSeq and is a predicted model, not a curated record. The transcript is spliced from 3 exons. Gene Ontology annotation, biological process: nicotinic acid riboside biosynthetic process; nicotinamide riboside biosynthetic process; inosine salvage. Bases 1 to 1242 code for a protein of 413 amino acids. Gene Ontology annotation, molecular function: magnesium ion binding. NCBI's taxonomy places the organism in Eukaryota, Fungi, Ascomycota, Dothideomycetes, Mycosphaerellales, Extremaceae.
AUGUCACGCUCACACCGCCUAGAUGCACUCAAGACCCACCGGCGAGAUCAGUUCAUCGAAUGGAUUAAAGGACUCCUCGCAGUACCCUUCGUACUGCUCUCACAACCUACAGCGAUCCAUGGAAAUGACAAGUCCAGCGUCGACGCCAUGGCGCACAACGCGCACAAGCGCUACUCAGAGAUCAUGGGAGAUGUUGAGGGAUUGAUUCUCGACCAUAUACAGCAGCAGAGGGCCGACCCUAGAAUCCCGUCAAAACUGAAGCUACUUGUACCUUCCGUUGGAACCUUCUUCACUGCAUUGCCACUUCGAGAUGCCUUCGCCUUCCAGGAUGAGCGGCGAUACAUCAGCUCAAGGCGCUUCGUGGCGCCAUCCUUCAACGACAUCCGCUUGAUUCUCAACACAGCGCAGGCGAUGUCGCUGGUCAGAAAUGGCAGACUGGAACUCGUGACCUUCGACGGAGAUUUAACACUCUACGACGACGGCGAUGUACUGCGACCAGACAAUCCUUGUAUCUCCAGGAUCCUGAAUCUACUGCACGGUGGGACCAGGAUAGCUAUUGUCACAGCGGCUGGGUACACCGAAGCGGAGAAGUAUUACGAACGGCUGUAUGGGCUACUGGACGCAGUCGCUGCAAGCGACAAUAAGGACGAAUUCGGGCACAAGCUCGUGGUAAUGGGUGGAGAAGCGAAUUUCAUGUUCGCCUACUCCUCACAAGCACCUCACAAACUCGAGUCCAUUCCAGCAAAAGACUGGCAGCUACCGGAAAUGCGGGCCUGGACAGAAGAGAACGUGAAAGCGCUACUCGAUGUUGCAGAAGCUGCCUUGGAAGACGCCGUGGCGUGCAUGAGGUUGCCGGUCAAGGUGCUGCGGAAGGAACGAGCAGUCGGCAUCUAUCCAGAAAAAGGCGUCAGGUUGAGCCGAGAGCAGCUUGAGGAGACUGUGCUGGUAGUGCAGCGUGUGCUCGAGAUGUCUGAUGCUGGGAAGAGAAUUCCUUUCUGUGCUUUCAAUGGCGGGAACGAUAUCUUCGUUGACAUUGGUGACAAAUCACUGGGAGUGAUGGCUUGCCAAAGGUUCUUGGGCGGCAUUGAUGGCAGUAGAACGCUGCACGUCGGCGACCAGUUUUUGAGCGCAGGAGCCAAUGAUUUCAAGGCCCGCCUCGCUUGCACCACAGCCUGGAUAGCCAGCCCGGCGGAGACUGUGCAGCUCCUCGAUGAGAUAGCCCAUCUGACAGCAAGCAAUUAA